AACCUGAAUUGUUUUUCAUUUGUCGUCUUGAGAAAUUUUCAUAAUUUUAAUAUAGCUGAAAAAAUGUUUUAGCAAAAAUUUUUAAGUUUUCAAAUACAAAAUGGACGAAGAAAAUGCAUCACAAAAUAAAAAGAAUCAGCAAAUACCUUUGAAAAAUUCAAUAAGAUGGUUUUCCUCAUUGCGCAAACAGAAAGAUUUACAAAAACAAGAUUUACAAACAUUUUCUGGAAGCGAUGGUGAUCUCAAGAAGAAAAGAAAUCGUAGCAUUAAAAAAGAAGAUAACGUAUUUCAAAGAAUUAAAUCAAAACUUCCUCUACGUAUGAACCAAAGUAUUAAUAAAUUGACAACAUCAAAGUCAGUUGAUUCAGAUUUUGAGCAAGAAAACUUAUCUUGUGUUAAUCAGACUGCCCAAACGAGUAACGAUAAUAAUGAUAAUCACAAAACGGAUCAAAAACUAGAUAAUAAAAAUGAAACCAGUUGCUCAAAUUUUAAUAAUGAUAAUUUACUAGAAAUUCCUUUCACACAUCACUAUAGACGUCAUAUCGCCAAAAAAUGGAUAGAAAAUAAUAGCUUAGGACCAAACAUGAUAAUGUAUAAAGCUUGCACUGAAAUGAUUAAUUAUGUGUGGUAUUGGGGUGAAACAUCACGUCAAGAUGCACAAAAGCAACUAACUGACAAACCAAAUGGAUCAUUUUUAGUUCGCGAUUCUGAAUCAUGUUCUGAAACAGAGGCAUGUCGCUUUACUUUAUCUUUUCGUAUAUGUAAUUGUACAUUUCACUAUCGUUUACAAUAUCGUGAGAAUUUUUGGCAUUUUGAAGAGCGUCAAUAUGAAUCUGUUGUCGACAUGAUCGAAGACAUAAUGUUAAGAAGCACCGAUGAAAAUUUUGUGUGUUAUGUUAAAGCGCAUAAUGUUGUUCCAGUAUAUUUACGAUAUCCAAUUAGUCGUUACGUUAAAAUACCAACACUUCAGGAUUUGAGUAAAAGAGCAAUUAAUCAAAAAUUUCAAUUAGGUGCAAAAGAUAUUGAAAAAUUACCAAUACCAGUUAAAUUGCAGCAAUUUCUAACUGAAAAAAGUUCAUUAGUUUUUUAAGUUAUAAAAAAGAAUAUAUUGUAUAUGUUAAAUUUUUCUUUAUCUUUUUUCAUAACAUGCAUCUUAUUUAGAUUCAGAUUUUGAGUUUGAUAUUAUAUUUAGCUAAUAUAAAAUGUUAUUGUUUUAUUUACAUUAUUUCAUUGCAAAACAGAAAAAUUUUGGUGUUAAUUCAAAAUAAUAUUAACUAUAAAAAAAAUUAUCAUUUUUAAUAAUUGUUAUAAUCGAUUUUUAUCGCAUUUUGAUCAAAAUUAAUUUAUAAAAUAAUUUUUUAUUUAUAUGAUAAACAUGUCUGCCAAUUAAAUACAAAAGGAAAAAAAAAAAACAAUUGUUUUAGAAAUUGUAAUAAAAAAGUUAAAAUUUUGUUCCAUGUGAAAUACAAUAACUACAUUUAAAGAAAUUAUAACAAAAUGGAAAACCAUACUUUCAGAAAACUUACUUAAGUCUUUUUUCCAUAUAAGUAAAUUUUAUAUUAUUAAUAAAGAGAGAACAUUUUGUAUUAUAAAUUAAGCGAACUUUUUUUAUGAUAACAAUUAAAAAUAAUUAAAGGCUUAAAAAUUUUUAGACAAUGUUAUUUAAAUUGUAGAAAAUUUUAAUAUAAGACCAUACUUUUGCCAAAAAAAAGUAUGAUUUAUUUUCAAUUGCGUUAUUUAUCUUUGAAAUGGUUGCUUUAAAAAUAUUUAAACAAAAAAAAAUAUAUUCUAAUUUUAUUCAUGUAUACAUAAUAUUGUAAUUUAUUUUAUAUUUUAUAUUAAGAAUAAAAAAUAAAAAUCGAAUGUAAUAUAUAUUCAGGCGAUAAAUAUUUUCUCUAAUAUAAAUAAUUUCUCUAAUACAUAAUAAUGUAUGUAUGUUUAAAGGGAAAAACUAUAAUAUGAAAAUAAGUGAAAAAAAGCCAAAAAGUAACAUUUUUACACAUUAUUAAUCAUUAAGAAUAUUUAGGCAUCAAUUCAUUUCAAUACUUUUUUUCUUCUUUUAUUUUAAAAUUUACCAAAUUAAAAGUAAAUAAAUCGUAAUGUAUAAAUGUAUAAAAUAUAAUUGAAUAACUUAUAUUGUUUACAUUUAUCUAUUUAUAUAAUUAACAUUUUUGCAUUUUAUAUGUACAGAUUUAUUUACAUAAUAUUUUUUAUCAGUUCAAAGAAGUCUACUUUUUAUUUUUAAUUAAGAAUGUUGAUUUUAUAUAGAAAAGACACCGAUGUAAAAAGGUCUAUUGAUAUUCCAAACUGUUAGAACGGUUGUAUUAGACCACUAAAUUCGAACACUACUUCUUUGAACCGAAUAAAUAUCUAAUAUUAAGUAUUUAUAGAUUAGAAAUUAUUAUUUUUUUUUUAUUUAGUCUAAUCUUUGUAGGAAAAUACUCUUACUAGAGAUCAUAUCUUAAUGGAUUUAUGUGAUUCUAAAAACUAAAAAGAUAAAAAAUGUAUUAAAAAUAAUUAAAUAUAAAAAAUUGUAAAAACGUAGUUAUUGCGUAUUAUUAUCGAACUUAUUUGCAUCAUAGAAUAUAAUAUAUGUGAAAAUAAUAUUUAAAUAUAUAUAAAUUAUAAUAAUAUACAUUGAAAAAUAUAAUGGCAAUACUUAAUUUUUCAAAAAAAAAAAAAAAAAAAAAACCAAAAUGAAUUAAUUGAUACCACAACAUAAUUUUGCGUAGACGUAUUCCGAAGAGAUUUCGAUUUUUAAGAAAAUUCAUAAAAAUACAAAAUAACGCACAAAUCCAAAAACUAAACAAUGAAUUAGAAAAAUACCAUCUUUCUUCCAUAAUUCAAACUCAAUUUUAAACGUUUAUAAUAUGAAUUUAAUUGAAUAUCAAUAUUUUGAUACAAAAAGAAAAAAAAAAAGUAAAUAAAAAAAAGUAAAAAUAUUAAAAAAGCGUAGAAUAAUAAAAAUUAUAGAUUUAUCUCAAGGGAAAGUAAAGAUAUGUAUAUGUACAUAUUGAAUAUAUAUGUAUCAAUAUAUAUUUGUAUUUAUAUAUAUUUAAGAUAACAUAUGUAAUCAUAAUUGAAAAAAUAAAAUCAUAAUUUAAUUUUUAUUUAUCAGCUAAAUAUUAAUAUUUGUAUUUAUACAUAUAUUUUAACUACAUAUGCAAAUAUAAGUAUAUCCUUACA
Molecule: messenger RNA, 3186 nt
Organism: Condylostylus longicornis
Lineage: Eukaryota; Metazoa; Arthropoda; Insecta; Diptera; Dolichopodidae
Gene: Socs44A
Product: suppressor of cytokine signaling 6
Exons: 3
Coding region: 101-1090 (329 amino acids)
Biological process (GO): intracellular signal transduction; phosphatidylinositol phosphate biosynthetic process
Cellular component (GO): phosphatidylinositol 3-kinase complex
Molecular function (GO): 1-phosphatidylinositol-3-kinase regulator activity
Source: RefSeq, a predicted model, not a curated record